This is a messenger RNA of Dovyalis caffra, 441 nucleotides long. Lineage: Eukaryota; Viridiplantae; Streptophyta; Magnoliopsida; Malpighiales; Salicaceae. The record is from the annotation of a GenBank genome assembly.
AUGAAGCCAAACAAAAUCUGCCAUUUUCAACUCUAUAUCUUCUUGCUAGCCUUGGCCUUUGUCUUGGGUGACUGCGCCAUAGGUUUCAUGCGUAAAUACCAUGUACGGAUCCACAAUGGUCUUCGAGACAAAACCAUGGACGUCCACUGUAAAUCGAAGGACGAUGACCUUGGAAGACACACUCUCUCAUCAAACAAGACAUAUGAAUUUAGCUUCAGAGCCAAUUAUUUUCGCUCUACACUCUUCUUCUGUAAUCUUUGGUAUCAGAAUCACCAUGUGGUUUUCGAUGCCUUCACGACUGAUGUAACAUUGCUCGACAAGUGUGGUGGUAAUAGUGACGCAACUAAUUGCAACUGGAAAGGGCAAGAAGAUGGAGUUUAUCUGCUCAACACUGCUAGCAAGAAAUGGAAUUUCAUGUAUCAUUGGGGGCCAAAGCCAUAA